Molecule: messenger RNA, 1500 nt
Organism: Yamadazyma jaroonii
Lineage: Eukaryota; Fungi; Ascomycota; Pichiomycetes; Serinales; Debaryomycetaceae
Source: the annotation of a GenBank genome assembly
AUGGUCUUUGGAGGUUUAAAAGUCAAAUCUAAAGCUAACAAUAUCCCCACAGUGCAAUUGCCUGGCGACAAGCCCAGUAAAAGGCAAAUUUAUCAGUAUCGUCAGAAUUAUGGGGUCAAUCUCGGUGCUUGUUUCGUGUUAGAGAAAUGGAUCUUCCAUGAUCUCUUCAUCGAUAACACCAAUUUCGAAUUGGAAGCUGCUGAGAAGUCAAUGCUGAAGCUCGGGAAGGAUGAAGCACAAAAGAAGUUUGAAGACCAUUGGAAUGGAUUCAUGACCGAUGACGAUUGGAAAUGGUUAGAGGACCAUAAUGUCACCUCCCUCAGAAUCCCAGUAGGUUAUUGGGAAGUCGAUGGUGGGAAGUUCACUGAUGGAACGAAGUUUUCUAAAGUCAAGGACAUUUAUAAGAAUGCUUGGACUAUCUUUAAAUCGCAAUUCGUUGAGAAAGCAGGUAAUCAUGGGAUUUCCGUGGUCGUAGAUAUCCAUGGAUUACCAGGAGGUGCCAAUGGAGAUUCUCAUAGUGGAGAGAAGGAAGGAGGAGAUGCCGAAUUCUGGUCAUCAUCAUCGGCCCAAUUAUCGAUGUGUGAUAUGUUGAGAUUCAUCGCUAAGGACUUAAAAUCUUAUGACAACAUUGGUGGGAUCCAGGUGGUAAACGAGUCUGUAUUUGCUGAUGAUCCGAAGAAACAAAGAUAUUACUAUGGGGCCGCGAUCAAUCUGAUAAGGGAAGAAGAUAAGGAAGUCCCCGUGAUCAUUUCUGACGGAUGGUGGCCCGACCAAUGGGUUAAAUGGGUCCAGGAAAAGCAAGAUAACGGUAAUAUUGGAGUGGUGGUUGAUCACCAUUGUUACAGAUGUGCUUCCGAUAACGAUAAGAAGAAAUCUCCACCCCAGAUCAUUCAGGACUUAGAAGGAGACUUAUUGACCAACUUGAAUGAUGGGGGUAAAGGAGUGGAUUUCAUGAUCGGGGAGUAUUCUUGUGUCAUGGACGGUCAAUCAUGGGACAAAGACAAUGCCAAUGCCAAGAGAGAUGAUCUUGUGGUUGAUUUCGGUCGUAAACAGACGGAGUUGAUGAACCAAAGAGCAGGGUUUGGGUGGUUUUUCUGGACUUUUAAGUUCCAAAGUGGUAAUGGAGGUGAAUGGGAUUUCAAAACCAUGUCUGAUAAGGGCGCCAUCAGUUGUCCCAUAGCCUUUAGGGGUAAAAGCAUUCCAGAUGAUGGUAAACGAGAUAAACGAGGCGAGGAAGAAUUUAACGGUCAUAAGAAUUAUUGGGAUAAUGCCAACCCUAAGGAGAAGUAUGAGCACGACCGAUUCAAGGAUGGUUUCUUGACUGCCUGGAAUGAUUCCAAGACUUUUGCUGAGUUCAACGGGUCAGUAAUUGGUAGGAAAGAGGCUUGGAAAGGGGGUAGAUUGGCUGAGCAUAUUAAAGCUAAGGGAAAGGGGAAACAUGUUUGGGAAUGGGAACAUGGGUUUGAUGCUGGGUUAAAGGCGUUUAAGGAUAGUUGGUAG